AUUAAUUUUCUGAAGCAUGUGAAGUUAGUGUCCUGCUCAUUAAAACCCGCCCUGCAGAAGAAGUACAGUUUAAAUAAGGUAAGAUGACAGACGGAAACAGCAGUAGUCUGACCGAUUGCAGCUGGGAGUAUGGGAUGGGAGGUUAUUAUUACGUUGUCAUGGCAAUCGUCUACAUCAUUGCCAUUGUCAUCCUCUUUAUUGCUAUAGCCGUGGUUUGUGACGACUAUUUCGUACCCUCGCUGGUGGUUAUUUGUCAGCGAUUAGACUUGUCAGAAGAUGUGGCUGGGGCUACUUUCAUGGCAGCAGGUUCCUCAGCACCGGAGCUGUUCACGUCUUUAGCAGCAGUCACUAACAACUCUGAUAUUGGGGUGGGAACCAUUGUCGGGAGUGCAGUGUUCAACAUCCUAAUAAUAAUCUCACUGUCAGCUAUUCUCAGUAAAAACGUAUUAUUACUGGAUUGGAGACCGUUAUCACGUGACGCAUUCUUCUACGGUAUUUCUAUCGUCAUGUUCAGCGCAUUUGCGUGGGAUGGAAUGUUCACGUGGUUAGAGAGUCUGGUGACGCUACUUUACUACGGUAUUUACAUCCUGGCUCUUAAGUUUAACCCUGCUCUCUUUAAGCUGCUGGACAUUCUCGGAGGAUGUCUUUGCUGUAUUAAAGAUGUUCCUCAUGCUGAAGCCGAAGAAGUCGAAAAUACAAAGGUUCACGUGUUAUCGGAUAAUAGUAUUGGACCAGUUGUACAAGUUACUCCUCCAACUGAUAAUAAUAGCAGUGUCAGUGUCUCCUAUGUGCCGCUCCGUGAUGUGAGGGUUGAGAUGUACCCUAAAGGACUGGGGGUUCCCAUGACAAUGAUGCGGACUCAGAGCUCAGGGAGUAGCGGUAUUGGUAGUAUGACAGACGAUCCUCCUCUUCAUAUAGAACCCGAGGAGAAACCCUGGUCACGUGACCCUGGAGUACACAAGAGCGAGAGUCUGGACUCUGUCUGUGUGGACGACGUUACGAAAACUAACGGAGAGGCGCGGCACAGUAGUAGCUCCUCUCCCGGGACGGACACGCAACGUGACGUCAUUAAUCUGCCGCGUGACGUCACGCCGCCGCGUGAUAAGAGCACGGAGACGGAGGGGGAGGAAGAGGACUUUGAUGAGGUCACAGUCUGCUGCUGUGAGGUUUGCCCCAAAGUAUUAACCAGCCUGCCAGAACGACCCGCCGGAGCCUGCUCCCUCCUCCGCUACUUCAUCAAUAUCUUCUACUUCACUGCUUCUUUCCCCUUCCAGCUCCUCUUCUCAUUUACUAUACCUAACACUAUGAAACCUCAUCUCAAGAAGUAUUAUUUGCUCUCUUUCGUUGGUAGUGUGCUAUGGAUAGCAGUACUAAGUUACGGAAUGGUAUUGUUAGUUGAGAGGUUCGGCUGUAUUGUUGGCUUUAACGACUACAUAAUGGGACUCGUUGUAGUGGCUGCUGGAACUAGUGUACCGGACGCACUCAGUUCAGUUAUAGUCGCCAGGGAAGGACACGGUGACAUGGCUGUAUCUAACGCGCUAGGUUCAAAUGUGUUUGAUAUUAAUCUGGGAUUAGGUCUACCAUUCCUUAUCAAGACGCUCUACAACAACGGACCAUUAGUCCUACAAGAGUUCACGACGGAUAUGGUGAUUUUACCCCACGCAAAGUUCGGGAUAAUCCUCCUUUUCAUUCUUAUCCUGGUCUACAUCCUAAUCUUCACCAACAAAUUCAGACUUAACCGAACUGUCGGUAUCAUAUUAUUUCUAAUGUACUUUGUGUUCAUUGCGUACUCGCUUGUUCAGGAACUAGUUUGUGACGGAGGGAGGAUUUGUUAGCACUCUGUGGAGUUGUUAGCACUCUGUGGAGUUGUUAGCACUCUGUGGAGUUGUUAGCACUCUGUGGAGUUGUUAGCACUCUGUGGAGUUGUUAGCACUCUGUGGAGUGUGGAGUUGUUAGCACUCUGUGGAGUUGUUAGCACUCUGUGGAGUUGUUAGCACUCCGUGGAGUUGUUAGCACUCUGUGGAGUUGUUAGCACUCUGUGGAGUUGUUAGCACUCUGUGGAGUUGUUAGCACUCUGUGGAGUUGUUAGCACUCUGUGGAGUUGUUAGCACUCUGUGGAGUUGUUAGCACUCUGUGGAGUUGUUAGCACUCAGUGGAGUUGUUAGCACUCAGUGGAGUUGUUAGCACUCUGUGGAGUUGUUAGCACUCUGUGGAGUUGUUAUCACUCUGUGGAGUUGUUAGCACUCUGUGGAGUUGUUAGCACUCUGUGGAGUUGUUAGCACUCUGUCAUCUGUGGAGUUGUUAGCACUCAGUGGAGUUGUUAGCACUCAGUGGAGUUGUUAGCACUCCGUGGAGUUGAUAGCACUCUGUGGAAUUGUUAGCACUUUGUGGAGUUGUUAGCACUCAGUGGAGUUGUUAGCAAUCGGUGGAGUUGUUAGCACUCGGUGGAGUUGUUAGCACUCGGUGGAGUUGUCAGCACUCUGUGGAGUUGUUAGCACUCUGUCAUCUGUGGAGUUGUUAGCACUCAGUGGAGUUGUUAGCACUCCGUGGAGUUGAUAGCACUCUGUGGAAUUGUUAGCACUUUGUGGAGUUGUUAGCACUCAGUGGAGUUGUUGGCACUCUGUGGAGAUGUUAGAUAUUAUCUUCAUAGUAGAUAUUAUCUUGAUACUUUUAGAUAAUAUCUAGGCACUAGAUGUUAUCUAGAUAUUAGAUAUUAUUUAGGUGCUAGAUAUUAUCUAGUAUUUAUGUUUAUUUAUUGCUUGCGGAAUGAGUGGUGGAGAAUGGAAUUGUAACGAGGAAAGUUAUAAGAAUAAGACCCGAUCAAGUUUCGACCCUCGUUUGGUGGUCGUCCUUAGUGCCUUAAUUCGAUAGAAUUUGAUCGCUGCGAUUGCAGUUCUCCCUUGGUUUCCAACUAAACCAAGGGAGAAUGUGUAAGUUAGAUGGAGGUCGAGAAACGAGAUUUUUAACUUUGAGAAUAUUUAGCAUAAGUUGAUUAGAGACCAGAGAAUUUUCAAGAGUGAUUUAUUCGUUAUAUUGGCCAUUCAUUUUGAAUGAAAAAGCAGUCAUUAUAUAUUUUAUCAAAGAUUUAACUUAAUCUUAAUCCAUAUUAUUAUUAUUCAUUAAUAUUAUACUAUUGUAGGGAAUUUACCGAUAAAUUUUAAAUCAGAUUGAUGGUAUUUCCGCAGAUUUAUAAUGAUUUAUUCCACAGUGUGGAUUGGUUAUAUUUCGAGAUGAUAACGGAAAAAUGUUUCCGAUUUUUGUAAUACAUUUGUAACCUCGUUAACUUAUCGUUCUAGUUCUACCCAGGGAUCGUCACAUAUUAUGUCGGCAACAUUUUUCCAUCUCCCUCCGUCAGCAGUUUCCCACUUUGUGUGAAAAUUCAUUAUUUCAGCAACAACAAAAAAGCACCCUCCCCUCUAAUGUUGACGUAAUUAGUGAAGUGUAAACCCUCCUUGAAACUUGAGAUUCAGCUGUUACUAUUUGUAUUUGUAUCAUUUGUGUACUUAUAAUAAAUUAGAAUUUCUUGGCUUAUCAUAUUCAUGGUGUGAUAACUUUAAGUUUACAGAUUGAAAUGCCGAGGUAGCUCUACAGAAGCAACUGUAUUUUUCAACUUCAGUAAAAUUUUAUGGUGAUAUCCACAGCAAUCUAAAUAUGAAAGUUGAGUAGGUUUUGUUUUUCAUAAAAUUUGAAAAAAUUCACAACAAUUUGUGAUCCUUAAAAGUUGUGGAAUUGGGAAUUAAAAACUGAGGUUCAAGUAAGCUUAACUUUAAGUUCCUGAUGCUUCGGUCUGCAGCAUGUCACGUGACUAUGAGGAAUUCCUCACUCAGUUACGGACUGCUAGUCUCGCUACCCGUCCUAAUCUAGAAUGUGGUGUCAGUCGUCACAUAAUUUCAAUUAGACGGUAUCACGUUUUUUUAUUAAGGCACAGGUUAUAUCUCCACCGAAAGUACACUCCCCAAAUUGCGCGCAUUGCAGUAACUUCUUUGUUCUUUCAAAGUUCAUGAAUCGAGAUUAAAUCUUUUGCAAUGUAUUCAGAAUCAAAGUACAAAGUAUGCACUUGCACAAACUCAAAUCGCUACUGUCUUAUUUCUCCGUGAAAAGCACAAUAGCGUGGGAGCAGCUUUUGUCGAUCUGCCUCGAAAGUGAUCUUGAACGUAGUAGUAGUACACGUCAACUUAGUUGUACUUGUAAUAGUGCACAAUCCAGUAAGUUAUAGUAUAUAGACAUGUUUUAUACAUAUCAAAUUUGAUGUGCUUUCGGUGGAGACCUGCGCCUUUCAUCAAUAGAAUGAACAAAAAGCGUAGUUUAAUGGAUAAACACUGUUACUAUAUGGGUAUGCCCUUACGGGUUAAAAACUUUUCCUAACAGUGGCAAAAAAUGAGCAAGUUGAUAUUUAAUUUUUAAUAAGUGAGGAAGAGUCUAUGCACUAUGUAUGAAUAUUAAUUGAGAUGCAAGAGAUUAUAAAUUGUGGUGCAGUUAAUAUUGAA
Messenger RNA from Bolinopsis microptera, 4487 nucleotides. Its product is annotated as sodium/potassium/calcium exchanger 1-like. Bases 84 to 1835 code for a protein of 583 amino acids. NCBI's taxonomy places the organism in Eukaryota, Metazoa, Ctenophora, Tentaculata, Lobata, Bolinopsidae. Gene Ontology annotation, cellular component: plasma membrane. The record is from RefSeq and is a predicted model, not a curated record. Gene Ontology annotation, molecular function: calcium channel activity; calcium, potassium:sodium antiporter activity. Gene Ontology annotation, biological process: intracellular calcium ion homeostasis; calcium ion transmembrane transport. The transcript has 16 exons.